This is a messenger RNA of Oppiella nova, 568 nucleotides long. NCBI's taxonomy places the organism in Eukaryota, Metazoa, Arthropoda, Arachnida, Sarcoptiformes, Oppiidae. The record is from the annotation of a GenBank genome assembly.
GAUCGUCUUAUUACUGGUUGUCCACCAAAUUGAUGGUCAGCGCAGAAGAAGUCGUACUAAAAGCAAAGCUAAGGGUAGGUCUAAGAGUGAUCUUUGCCACCAGAAAGAGGCCGAAAAAUGUAUGAACAAAAUGGUUGAGUUGGGCAAAGGCAAGGACCCCACAGCCAUCAUCGCAUCCGAGGCCGGACUCAAUCGCAUCUGCAAAACUAUAAAAGACGAUACAUUAAAAUGUCUGAAAAACUACUUCAAGAAGUGCGGAACACCACUGCACCGGGAGAUAAGUGACCUGAUCAUUGACCAGGUUGACUUCAGGAUCAAUAGAUUUUGCUCAGAUAAGGAGAGAAGGUCAACGUUUCUGACACAAAGUCCCUGUUUUCACGCAAAGGUGUUCAGUACACACGAACACAAGUCUAACUGUAAUAACAAAUUCCUGUCGCGAGUCAACCAAAUAGAGACCGCGAAAGUAAAUGUGGACGAAAUUCACGCCACGCUAUGCUGUGGUUAUAACAUUUGGGACAACUGUACCACAUCUAUGGUGACCAACCAGUGCGGGGCGAAGGGACAGGAG